GAAAGUGUCCAAAAUAUAUCAGAACUUCCGGACACAGGCGAGGUGGAGUUGGGUUCGGCAUGAAAUUUUGAGAAGGCAACCAUGGAAGUCCUUUCUUCCUCAGCCACAAACAUCUGCCUAAUCCGAAACUUCCCUAUUAAAUCGCCGACGAGGCAAACCCAAGUCUCCAAUUCCUUGCACGUACGCUUCAAACUUUCCAACUCACCCAACAAGAAAAAUCAAAGCCACAACUUCAAUCAUUCUUCCUUCUACCAUUCCUCUUCUUCUUCCAUUUAUUGUGUUUCUUCAUCGACAGCAAGAAGUGCAUCAUCAACACCUGGCUCUUCCACUUCCCCUCCUUUACUAUCCACUGCCAGUGGCCACCACCACUGGGUGGUGGUCAUGGAGAAACCUCAAGGAGUGGAUUCCAAGCCAGAAAUCAUUGAUUACUACGUCAAAACCCUGGAAAGAGUUUUGGGCAGUGAAAAGGAUGCUCAGAUGUGUAUUUAUGAUGCUUCUUGGGACACCCAUUUCGGAUUCUGCUGUGAUGUGGAUGAAGAAACUUCACGCGAGCUUGCUUGUUUACCAGGGGUUUUAUCUGUUAGGCCUGACCUGGAUUUUAAUUCUGCUAAUAAGGACUAUGGUUUUUCGAUGAUCCAUUCUGGUAAUCUUUCAAACUUGCAUAUUGGGAGCCCUUACUUAUUUCCUGCGGGUAGUUCUAAGCAUUGGCUUGUUCGAAUGGACAAGCCGGGAGUUGGAGUUGUGACAAAGGCGCAGAUGGUUGAUUUUUAUGUCCAAAUACUAUCCAAGGUUUUAGGGAAUGAAAAGGAUGCUCAAAUGUGUAUAUAUCACAUUUCUUGGCAAUCCAAUUUUGGGUUCUGUUGUGAACUUGACGAGGAAUGUGCACGGGAACUAGUAGGUGUGCCUGGUGUCAUGUCUGUUCAGCUAGACACAAACUUUGGGUCAGAAAAUAAGGAUUAUGGAGGUGAUAAUUUACGGAAUUCUAGUGGUUUGCUUGAUUCUGCUGAAGCAAAUCAGUCAACCAACAUAGGAACAAAGAAACUUUUUGUGACUGGACUGUCAUUUUAUACGUCUGAGAAAACCUUACGUGCAGCAUUUGAAGGUUUUGGUCAGCUUGUUGAAGUCAAGAUUAUAAUGGAUAAAAUUUCUAAAAGGUCCAAAGGUUAUGCAUUUAUAGAGUAUACCACUGAGGAAGCUGCGAGCGCAGCCCUCAAAGAGAUGAAUGGAAAAGUCAUUAAUGGCUGGAUGAUAGUUGUUGAUGUGGCAAAAAAGAACCCACCAAAGUACAGCAGAGGCAGCCUAAGAUCAACAGUUUGACACUGGCAUGUCCAUGAGUGUGUGAGGGCAUGUGAGCCUCGGAUGAAUGUGUCUGUGAAAGGGGAGUAUACUGGGCAUAUUUGUCAUUUGAGUAUAAUAUACUUGACAUAUUUGCAUGCAGGUGGAGUGAGCGGUUGAUACAAUGGUCAUUAUAGCUAAUAAAACUGUAUUUAGUAUUUCUAGAGAUCCUAGUACAGUGGUGUAGGUAGAGUCAUUUGUGAGGAUAAAAAUGACGACUUGUUCCCUCUUCCCCCUUUAAAUUAAUCUAUUUCUCUUCUUUUUCCAAAAAAAAUUUGGUUGCAUGAAAAAGAGAAGCUAUGUAUCUAUCUUCAAUUCGUAUUAAGGUCUGGUAGCCUUACGCACUGAGUUGCUAAAAAAUUGCUGUUAAAAUCAAUAGCUCCUUGCAUGAAGAGGAUGGAUGGUACUGGAAGGAGAUUGGUUGUGGUAGUGGGAAAGGGCAGGGAAUGACAGGGAAGAGAGUUGAUACAAGAAGCAUUUCCUGUUUUUAUUAUUGAAAACAUGUAUUAAUGUAUUAUAAUUCCGAUAAUGAAGAGUGAGAAAUUCUUUCAAA
Messenger RNA from Malania oleifera, 1888 nucleotides. Its product is annotated as organelle RRM domain-containing protein 1, chloroplastic. Lineage: Eukaryota; Viridiplantae; Streptophyta; Magnoliopsida; Santalales; Ximeniaceae. Gene Ontology annotation, cellular component: mitochondrion. The transcript is spliced from 9 exons. Bases 82 to 1317 code for a protein of 411 amino acids. Gene Ontology annotation, molecular function: RNA binding. Gene Ontology annotation, biological process: cytidine to uridine editing; mitochondrial mRNA modification. The record is from RefSeq and is a predicted model, not a curated record.